Molecule: messenger RNA, 3377 nt
Organism: Nilaparvata lugens (brown planthopper)
Lineage: Eukaryota; Metazoa; Arthropoda; Insecta; Hemiptera; Delphacidae
Gene: Yod1
Product: ubiquitin thioesterase OTU1
Exons: 3
Coding region: 275-1201 (308 amino acids)
Biological process (GO): protein deubiquitination; endoplasmic reticulum unfolded protein response
Cellular component (GO): nucleus; cytosol
Molecular function (GO): protein binding; cysteine-type deubiquitinase activity
Source: RefSeq, a predicted model, not a curated record
CAACAGUGACAGCUGAAAAAACAUCUUUCUCCUUGUGCUUGUCUUGUGUCGUCUUGUAUUUCAGUCUUGCUUCAUAAAAUAGUGUUACUUAUAUAAUAAUAAUAUGGUUGGAUUCAUUUGGUUGUGACUUGUAAUUAAGAAUAAGAAUCAUUAUUUAUAAAGGUGUUAUACACGACUUUGACAGAUCAAAAUCAGCAGUUUAACAGGAAGGCAUCAUUUCCAAAGUGAUUUUUGAACAUUUCAAAACAAAUAAUUAGGCUACUUGUUUUUAAAAAUGGCAGCAUUAAGUUUGAAAUUGAAGACUAAAGAUGGACAAAUUGUUAUCAGCACUUUGACAUCUUUGAAUACAAUAGCUGAACUCAAAGCUCUUCUGUCAUCUGUUACUAAGAUUCCUACAACUGAUUUGCAUGUUCUGUUUGGUUAUCCACCUACUCCUCUAGACCUAACCUCAAAUGAGAAAACAUUGGAAGAUUGUGGUCUUAAAUCUGGCGAUACUUUAAUUGUUGAGAAAAAGGAAAGCACUUCCUCGGAUGGUGAUUUAUUUUACGAAAGUAGAAGACAUAUUGAUGAUCUCCAAUCAGAAGCAACUGGAAUUCUAAUGAAGAGAGUUGUUCCAGCUGACAACUCGUGCUUAUUCACUAGUGUAGGGUUUGUUCUAGGAGGUAAAGUCGAUACUGAGGGUGCAAGUUUUAUGCGAGAAAUCAUUGCCAAAUCGGUAGCUGACGAUCCGGAAAACUAUUCAGAGGCCAUUUUGGGCAAACCGAACCGCGAUUACUGCAACUGGAUUCUGAAGCCAGACUCGUGGGGUGGUGCAAUUGAACUGGCAGUGUUGUCAAAGUUCUACGGCAUCGAAAUUGCUGUCGUCGAUACUGUCAACGCCAUUAUUAAUCGCUUCGGUGAAGACCAAAACUACGAUCAUAGAGCUUUUCUCAUUUUUGAUGGAAUACAUUACGAUCCCUUGUACAUGGAGACCCUUGACCACAACAGCUCUAUCCAGACGAUAUUUCCAAGAAACGACGACCGCAUUCUGCAAGAAGCUGAACAGUUAGCGAUUGAAGCCAAGUCGAGUAGACAGUACACGGAUGUUAAUAAGUUCACACUGCUGUGUCGCGACUGCGAUGUGAAACUGUCCGGCUCCCGAGCUGCCACCACCCACGCCAACGAAACCGGUCACACCAACUUCAGCGAAAUCACCAGAUGAUAAACACUCAAACCUAUGUCACUAGGUUAGGUUAGACAAUGCAUGCUAUAGACAUUUCAACGUGUGGCUCCAAAUACUAAUUGAUAAUUUAAGUAACGCCUUCACUUCAAACUGGGUACAUCAAUUAAAUUGAAUUCAUUUCAGUGUUCGAAUUAAUUGUGUCGUUGCUAUAUACCUACUAUAGGAUCUCAAUAGAUUUUGAUAUCAAUGAGUUUUUUUGUUUUGAUAUUGGUAGAAUUUUAAUAAGAGGUUAUCAAUGUAUGGGUUUAAUUUGUUUGUCUCUUAAUUUAUUGAAUGUGAGUUAGGUGAUUAUAAAUAGAUUAGUAGCAAUAUCAAAGAUGUAAUAAAACAGUUAGAUAGAUAUGUUGUGCUAUUUUUGGGUUCCUUGAUGCUGAGCUACUACCGUCAUACACAGCAAAAAAACAUAGAAUUUUAUUACUUGGUGAACUAUUUUUUGACUACUCGGUUUACUUUCAUGUAUUAAUUCCAAUGAAACAUAUAUUAUUGUUAAACUAAGUUGAAGUCUAAAGCACUAUCACUCUUUACACUAUUGUACACUAUUUAAAAGCUAAAUAAUAUUAAAAUCAUUUCCUGGGUAAUUAAUGUAAUAUUUUAAUAUGAAGUGGUGAUCUUGAAAGCAAUAUCGAUGUUGGUUUAGUAGGAUAGAAUCAUAAACAAUUAAUCAACGACCAGCCUUAAAAAUCAUUUUUAGCUUCAUUAGUACAACGGUCUUGAUCGCCAGAGAGUAUGAAACGUUCAUAAGUUAUAUUUUACUAGUGUUUUUAACAUUUUAAAAUUUUAAUCUUUUAAUUGAUAUAUGAAACUUGAAGUUUCAAGAUAUUUUAAUUUAAUAAACAUUUAGAAUUAUUUUCAACUACCUUGCAUGACUUGAAGGCUAUCCUUCUGAAUCAAGAUGAUUUUAUUUAUAUAGAUAUUCAUGGUGAAAAAUAAGGUAAUAAUGCUUUUUAAUCACAUCACAUCAAAUUCAGAGCUAAAUACUAUAGAUUGUUAAAUGAUAUUAAAAAUGUAUGACUCAUUCUAUCCAAUUUUAACUGUAUAGCUUUUUGCUUUUGUGAACCAAUGAGUAAUUAGUUUUGUGAACUAGUACUAAAGAAAUCAUUGUCAGUGGCAACAGGGAAAAUGUUUGAAUGGGUGGCUUCUCUCAAUUUUCUCAUUAUGAUGAGUUUAGUGUUGAGUUAUUAAAUCACAUUCCGGUAGAAGCAUUACUGUCUAGUAAAUCUUUUCUAAUUAAAUUUGGUCUAAGCUGAAACUAAGCUGAAAGCUAUCUGCUUGAGUCUAUUCUUAUAUAUUUAUAAAUUCUAUUUAAAUGGAAUUCAAUUACGUGUUACUGGGCACCUGUAUAUGCAGUGGCACUUUCAAUAGCUUUUUGAUACUCUACUGUGAUUCAGGGUAUUGAUAAAUGAUUAAUCAACUAAAUUUCAAAUGAUCUUUUUUCACAAACGUUGUUCUAUAAGUUUCCCAUUCAUCCAUUUCCAUAUUAGGAACAAAUUAUCUUGUAAGAACAAUAUCUUGAAGAUAAAAAUAUCAUUUUAUUCUAAGUUUUAAGGGUGUAAGUAUUGUGUAAUGCUCAGAUUGUACACAAAAGUUUUUAUGAGUUCUUGGUUCUUUUUUUAGUUGUGUUCAUAGUACAAUUAAAUUUAAUUCAUAUAGUAUUUUUUGAGUUUUUAUAUAUAAAGUCCUUCUAUCUGCUCUUAUGGAUUUAUUACUAAGCUUUCGGUAGUAGAAUGGAAUUUAAAACAUCCGUGAUUCUAGACAAUUUUAGUUAGUUUUCAAGCACUGUAUCAAUGUGAUGAAUUUUUUAACUUUUAAAAGUAUACCUUAACUAUACAAAAGAAGCUUUGAAGUUUAUCUAAAAAUUCUUCAAAAUAGGUAUAAUUUCAUAUAAAAUGAAUUGUGGUAAAUUAGGUUUCAAUCAUAUACCUAUACUAGAGGAUUUUGAUAUUUUCUUCAAAAACUUCUAAAUGAACCAGGCAUACCUCAAAUCUCAUUCCGUGUGUAGAAAAAUGUCUGGCAAUAGACUCUCAAGUUAUUGUCAAUACCGUAUGUGCUUAGAGCAUACCUUUGAUUACCCUACCCUUGAUACUUUUCUGAAAUAUCAUUCCUGUUCCAAGAUGUAAAUGAACACCAAUAAAUAAAAUUAUAUUACUGUGUGCAA